CAGAGCUCCUCUUCUGGAUAGUGAAGACUAAUUCAUAUCUGGGUUGUACUGAUUUUACUUGAUUGAAAAAUGUGUUCUGGCAGCUGUGCAAAGUGCCUUGGUAUUACAAUUAUUUGUCUAGCUUGCCUCUGUGCUCUGGCCAACAUUCUGCUCUUCUUCCCUGGAGGAAAAAUUGUUUCUGAAAAUGGAUACAUUUCAGAUGAAGUCUGGUACUUUGGAGGGCUCUUGGGUUCAGGAGUUGUGUCAAUCUUUCCAGCUCUAGUCUUUUUGGGUCUGAAAAACAAUGACUGCUGUGGGUGCUGUGGAAAUGAGAGCUGCGGGAAAAGGUUUGCAAUGUUUUCGUCUAUCAUAUUUGCUGCCAUUGGCUUUGUGGGAGCCGGAUACUGCUUUGUUGUUUCAGCAGUGGCUAUAAAUAAAGGACCAAAGUGUUUAAUCGGAGUUGGCCCAAAUGGCAAAGAGGUCUGGGGAUACAUUUUCAAUGAUGGAGAAUAUUUAGGCAACCCAAACCUAUGGAAGCUGUGUCCAAACGAUGUUGUUCCGUGGAAUCUGACUUUGUUCAGCUUGCUGCUAAUAAUGAGUGGGGUUCAAGCUGUUCUCUGCGCCAUUCAAGCCAUUAAUGGCCUCAUAGGGACAAUCUGUGGGGACUGCAAGUGCUGUGGAUGUUGUGGGGGUGAAGGGACCGUUUAGUUCCAGCGUGACAUCUAUGAAACUCUACGGCCGCUCCUUCUACAAAUACAUUUACAGAAAAUUAGAACCUGGAACCUGGACAAUCUGAGAAAUAAUUUAUCGAUGUUAUCUUGGACCCUUCCACCACUAGACAAGAGCAGCCGCCAGUUUAUUUAGAUGCAUACAUUCAUCAUGUUUGGGAAGAUCCAGUUCAUUGGCAACUUCAUGAACAUAUACUAUAUCCUUGCCAAGGCUUUAAAGAAUUUCUACAAUAUCUACAAUCUUCCUUUCCACCGAACAAGACCGAUGUGGUAAUACUGUAGUUCACACUUAAGACCUGCAACAUUAAGGGAAGCUGGAGGUUCUGCUGGCAAUGAUAUGUUUUUAUAUAUGUCCAAACUCUUUUUACGCUCAUUCCACGGUCUCUAAGCACCAAAUCUAAGUGCUUGUGUUUUGUGUGUGUGAGUAUGUGUAUAACCAGCUUUGAAGUAGCUAGAACCCCAAGGUAGUUCAAGUUUUAAAACAUUCGCAGGGCUAAACCAGACUAUUAAAUUAUCUGAAUUUUUAUGAAUUGUAUGUUUCAAAUAAACACAAUGCUGCCGCA
Xenopus laevis (African clawed frog) is the source of this 1270-nucleotide messenger RNA. RefSeq lists its product as uncharacterized. The record is from RefSeq and is marked predicted. Gene Ontology annotation, cellular component: membrane. NCBI's taxonomy places the organism in Eukaryota, Metazoa, Chordata, Amphibia, Anura, Pipidae.